Molecule: messenger RNA, 564 nt
Organism: Pseudogymnoascus verrucosus
Lineage: Eukaryota; Fungi; Ascomycota; Leotiomycetes; Thelebolales; Thelebolaceae
Exons: 1
Coding region: 1-564 (187 amino acids)
Source: RefSeq, a predicted model, not a curated record
AUGGCCACCACCACUAUCACCGAGACUCGAGGCACUGUCGCCGAUUACGACAGCGAUGUCUACAACACCGUAAACCACACACUCUUCAUUGCCUGUCAGAAGGCCGAAGAACGUAACAUCCAGCCAGUCAUCAACACAGCCGUUCGCGACAUCUUCCUCAAGCACAACGUGGAAGAGGACUACAGCGCAUGCCUCAUCCACCGCCACUACGACCUGGCCGCCGACGAGCGUAACGUCGAGGCAGACGGAAAGGCCGUCGCCUCCAAGGAUUUCACAGGUCUCUACCCUUCCAGCUGGAUCUUCUACAAAGGCACGUGCUACCCUUACGAGUACAAGAGAUACGUUGUUCCACAGCCUUCGCCAGCAUUUGUCGCAGACUUGGGAGACCUUUUGGAGGAGAAGGGUCUCACUGAUUUGGUUGGAUUCCAGACGUACACGAAUGGGAUAGUGGGGCUUGAGAGCACAGAUCGCGAGACCAAUGUGAGCACGACUGUCGACCAGGAUGAGAAGCUUCCUGUCCCAGAGGGGAUGGCGCCUGCAUCUUGGGCAUUUUUCCGUGUGUAA